Molecule: messenger RNA, 1827 nt
Organism: Mya arenaria
Lineage: Eukaryota; Metazoa; Mollusca; Bivalvia; Myida; Myidae
Product: leucine-rich repeat-containing protein 74B-like
Exons: 13
Coding region: 1-1791 (596 amino acids)
Molecular function (GO): calcium ion binding; protein binding
Source: RefSeq, a predicted model, not a curated record
AUGUUGCCUGCGCGAAAAGCCAAGUUGACAGCGCGGAUGAGACUGGCGUCAGACGAAAAUGCCGACAAGUACUUCCCCGACAAGAUGACGAGGAUAGAGAAUUGGUUGCACAAUGUUGAGAGUCAUUCGAAUGCCUCGGAAGUAUCGGCUACUGGCGUCAAGGACCGGCGACCGUCGGAAAUCGCUAAGUUGGAGACUCUCAGAGCCGCGCUGGAAAAAUUUGACACGAACCUUGAUUUAAACAAUGGUUUUAGUGGGAGUGCAGCUAGACAGAGGUCAAGAGGACAUGACACGCCUGCGCCCUCAAGGACUCGCACCUACAUCCGGCUAGACCUUCCGCUUCCUGUUCGCGUGUACCGGAAGCACUGUAAGCGGCUUAAAGUGCUUCCCCUUCGCAGAGUGCUCGGGCAAUUUGGACGUCCAAGAAUUAUUCUGAACGACUUGUGUAUGUCGUUGUCGGAUGUCCGUGCAGCAUGCAAAGGCCUGGCAUACGAGACAUCCGCCGCCUACCUGGACGUAUCCGGCAACAGUCUGGGGGCCGUUGGCGUCAGCCACUUGCUACAGAUGCUUGCGGAAAAUAAACAGUACAUAGAAGUCCGAAUUGCUGACAACUGCCUGACAGGGAACGGCAUUCUCUUGGUGAGCCACCAUUUCCUAGCGCAUCACGUUAUCACUGUGCUCGACAUUUCCGGUAAUCGCCUCACCGACACGGAUGGUACCGCAGUCGCAAACAUUAUAAAGGCUAGUCCCCAGCUGCGCGUAUUGCACGUCCAUCAUAACGAGUUCUGUGACACAGCCGGGAAAGUCAUCGGCAAAGUCAUAGCCAAUCACAAGGGCCUGAAGGAGCUUGACAUAAGUUGGAACCACCUCCGCCAGCGAGGGGCCAUCGCUUUCUGCAAAGGGGUCGAGAAGAACACGUCGAUCGAAUACUUGAAUAUUGGUUGGAACGGUUUCGGAUUCGAGGGAUGCGUGGCCAUGGCGGACGCGCUCCGCCGGAACUGCACACUCGAAAAGCUCGAUUUCACGUGCAAUAGAAUACAUCCGCCUGCCCUCCUCGAGCUCAUGAAGGGUCUGCUUAGCAACAAGAUUCUGAGGGUUCUAGUCCUUGACAAGAAUCCGAUCACGCCGUCGUUUGCCACUGUGCUGCUGGAGGGGAUCAUGAAGACGCCCAGCAUCGCCCUCGAGGAGCUAAGCUUACAGGGUAUUGUUGUGGACAAGGAUUUCCAGGGCGUGUUGGACACCAUUCACCAGGGACGAGGCUUCAGUGUCGAGUAUGAGACGUCACUUCCGGUCACAAGCCGCAACAGGAACGACAUGCUGAAAGAGAUUGAGAUGCGGAGCACGUACAAUAUCGAGCCACUGCGGAUGCUGUACUUGCUGAAGGAACGGAACCGCGCACAAGACUUCUUCCACAAGAUCAAUAAGGAUCACAAUGAUGGGCUCACUCCGGACGAGCUUGCCGCUCUCUUCAAGGAAUCUGGGAUCCCGGUUGCCCGGUUUGUUGUUGACAAGAUCAUGAACUUCAUGGACACGGACGGCGAUGGCAAGAUUGACCUCGGAGAGUUUCUGGUCGGUGACAAGAAGAUCAAGAGAUUAUCACGUGAUCUCGCCCGGAAGUCGAUAUCGGAGGAGGCUCAUUACAGUCGCUACUCGAGGACCUUCCGGCAGGCGCACAUACAGAACCUCACGUCCAGGCUAAAGGUUGAGGAGGCGCAGAAUUACCUCUCACCGAUAACGUCCCUGACGCCUUCGCCCGCCAGCAGCCGCCGCUCGUCUGUCAACUACCCAUGAUAGAAAUUCACGUCGCCAGCGUCUCUAUGGCAACCC